Messenger RNA from Peromyscus californicus insignis, 8441 nucleotides. RefSeq names its product phosphodiesterase 11A (gene Pde11a). Gene Ontology annotation, molecular function: protein binding; 3',5'-cyclic-nucleotide phosphodiesterase activity. The record is from RefSeq and is a predicted model, not a curated record. Bases 518 to 3319 code for a protein of 933 amino acids. The transcript is spliced from 20 exons. Gene Ontology annotation, biological process: signal transduction. NCBI's taxonomy places the organism in Eukaryota, Metazoa, Chordata, Mammalia, Rodentia, Cricetidae.
CAUCUAGGUGCGUUCCCCACUCGGCGCUGCGCAGAGACUCUUCCAGGAACCGCCUGGCACCCUGGGCCGUGGACUUUGGCUGCUGUGCGUCCCGUCUGCUCCUCCUCUCCUACCCCCAGCAGGCGCAGAGCCUCACUCCGGGGCGUGUCCUGCCUACCUCCGGCUCACAGUGGUCCACUCUGCCGGCUCCAGCGGCGGCGGAGCGGCGGCUGCGGGAGCUGGAGCAGCGGUGGCGCGAGCCGCCCGGGAAGCAGCGGUGGCCGCGGCCAGCGCUCCGGGCCAGCACCUGUGCGGAGCAAGAGGAGCAGGGGUAGGGUGGGCGGCAGAGGCUCGGAGCCUCGGAAGGAGCGGGCACCUCCCAGCUGGGAUCCUGCUGUUCUUAUCACCCUCUUGCUGGUCCGCAGGGAGGUAGCACGGAGCUGGGGACCCUGGUGUGGGCAAACAUGUGCAGCAACAGCUAGAGGCCUCGGGACAGGUUACCGUGUGGUCCAAGAGUAGAGAGACGAGGCAAGCGAUCAUGGCAGCCUCCAGCAUGGACUUCGGGGAGGUGGAAACUUUUCUGGAUAGGCACCCAGAGUUGUUGGAAGAUUAUUUGAUGCGGAAAGGGAAGCAGGAGCUGGUGGACAAGUGGCUACAGAGGCACAGUCCGGGACAGGGGGCUUCGGGCCUGAAGCCUGCCCUGGCUGGCACUGGUAGCUUGGCUCAGAGUAGUGGCCAAGGCAGCACUGGGAUAGGUGUUAGUGCUGGACCCCAGGGCUCUGCCAACAGCCAUCCCACGCCCGGUGGUGGGGAAAGUGCUGGGGUUCCCCUGAGUCCCAGCUGGGCCAGUGGCAGCCGGGGCGAUGGGAGCCUGCAGCGGAAAGCUUCACAGAAAGAGCUGCGGAAGAGCUUUGCCCGCUCUAAAGCUAUCCAUGUGAACAGGACCUACGAUGAACAGGUGACCUCCCGGGCCCAGGAGCCCAUGAGCAGUGUCCGGCGGAGAGCCCUGCUCAGGAAGGCCAGCUCUCUGCCCCCUACCACAGCCCACAUCCUCAGUGCCCUGCUGGAAUCGAGAGUGAAUCUGCCUCAGUAUCCCCCUACGGCCAUCGACUACAAAUGCCACCUCAAAAAGCAUAACGAACGCCAGUUUUUCUUGGAACUGGUCAAGGACAUUUCCAAUGACCUUGACCUCACCAGCCUAAGCUACAAGAUCCUCAUCUUUGUCUGUCUCAUGGUGGACGCUGACCGUUGCUCUCUCUUCUUAGUGGAGGGGGCAGCUGCUGGCAAGAAGAGUUUGGUCUCCAAAUUUUUUGAUGUACAUGCGGGAACCCCACUGCUCCCCUGCAGCAGCACAGAGAACUCAAAUGAGGUGCAGGUCCCCUGGGGCAAAGGCAUCAUUGGCUAUGUCGGGGAACAUGGAGAAACAGUCAACAUUCCUGAUGCCUAUCAGGACCGAAGAUUCAAUGAUGAGAUCGACAAGCUCACUGGAUACAAGACAAAAUCACUAUUGUGCAUGCCCAUCCGGAGCAGCGAUGGUGAGAUUAUCGGUGUGGCCCAAGCAAUAAACAAGAUUCCUGAGGGUGCUCCAUUUUCGGAAGACGACGAAAAAGUUAUGCAGAUGUAUCUUCCAUUCUGUGGGAUCGCCAUCUCUAACGCUCAGCUCUUUGCUGCCUCGAGGAAAGAAUAUGAAAGGAGCAGGGCUUUGCUGGAGGUGGUCAAUGACCUCUUCGAAGAACAGACUGACCUGGAGAAGAUUGUCAAGAAAAUAAUGCAUCGGGCCCAAACUCUGUUGAAAUGUGAACGCUGUUCAGUUCUACUUCUAGAAGACAUCGAAUCGCCGGUGGUGAAGUUUACCAAAUCCUUUGAACUGAUGUCGCCGAAGUGCAGCGCUGAUGCGGAGAACAGUUUCAGAGAAAGCAUGGAGAAGUCAUCCUGCUCCGAGUGGUUGAUAAAUAACAGCGUCGCUGAGCUGGUUGCUUCGACAGGCCUUCCCGUGAAUGUCAGCGAUGCCUACCAGGACCCGCGCUUUGAUGCUGAGGCCGACCAGAUAUCUGGUUUUCACAUAAGAUCUGUUCUCUGUGUCCCUAUUUGGAACAGCAACCACCAAAUAAUUGGGGUCGCUCAAGUGCUGAACAGACUCGAUGGGAAACCUUUCGACGAUGCAGACCAGCGGCUUUUUGAGGCUUUUGUCAUCUUCUGUGGCCUUGGUAUCAACAACACAAUUAUGUACGAUCAAGUAAAGAAGUCCUGGGCCAAGCAGUCUGUGGCUCUUGAUGUGCUGUCAUACCACGCCACGUGUUCCAAGGCUGAAGUCGACAAGUUUAAGGCAGCCAACAUCCCUCUGGUGUCAGAACUGGCCAUUGACGACAUCCAUUUUGAUGACUUUUCCCUUGAUGUUGAUGCUAUGAUCACAGCUGCUCUCCGGAUGUUCAUGGAGCUGGGGAUGGUACAGAAAUUUAAAAUUGACUAUGAGACCCUGUGCAGGUGGCUUCUGACAGUGAGGAAGAACUAUCGAAUGGUUCUCUACCACAACUGGAGACACGCCUUCAACGUGUGCCAACUGAUGUUCGCCAUGCUCACUACUGCUGGGUUUCAAGAGAUUCUGACCGAGGUGGAGAUUUUAGCGGUGAUUGUGGGAUGCCUGUGUCAUGACCUCGACCACAGAGGAACCAACAACGCCUUCCAAGCUAAGAGUGACUCUGCACUGGCCCAGCUCUAUGGGACGUCAGCAACCUUAGAGCAUCACCACUUCAACCAUGCUGUGAUGAUCCUUCAGAGUGAGGGUCACAACAUCUUUGCUAAUUUGUCCUCCAAGGAAUACAGUGACCUCAUGCAGCUUCUGAAGCAGUCGAUACUAGCCACAGACCUCACGCUGUACUUUGAGAGGAGAACUGAAUUCUUCGAGCUUGUCAGUAAAGGAGACUACGAUUGGAACAUCAAAAGCCACCGUGACGUGUUUCGAUCGAUGUUAAUGACAGCCUGUGACCUUGGAGCCGUGACCAAACCGUGGGAGAUCUCCAGACAGGUGGCUGAACUUGUAACCAGCGAGUUCUUUGAACAAGGAGAUCGGGAGAGGUCCGAACUCAAACUCACUCCCUCGGCUAUCUUUGACCGGAACCGGAAAGAUGAACUGCCUCGGUUGCAACUGGAGUGGAUUGAUAGCAUCUGCAUGCCUUUGUAUCAGGCCUUGGUGAAGGUCAAUGCAAAGCUGAAGCCCAUGCUGGAUUCAGUGGCUGCCAACCGGAGGAAGUGGGAAGAGUUACACCAAAACAGCCUGCAGGUCUCUGCUGCCUCCCCGGUCCCUGCGAGUCUCAAGGUGGCAGGCGAGGACAGGAUGUAGAAGACCACCCAAGAGCCUCUGCGCAACCCUGUGGCCUGGAGGGUCCUCUGCAGUCUGACGGACCUGCUUCCGCAGCCACACCCAUCUUUCCUUUCAGCUCAGACAGUCCUGGUGUAGACUGCAUAGACUGGACCAGGAAGCGCACCUGGAAGUGUGCUUGGCAGCAGAGGAACGGAAGGAUGAGGGACAGAGUCGGGCAGAGAACAUGACCCUCGACUUUCCGUGAGGAACCCACACUACUGGAUUUGGAUCCAUGAACCUGAGGGCUACCAGCCCCACUCGUGCUGAGUUGAGGGGACACCGUGGUAAAAGCGUCACUAACACCGCUUUAUGUUUGGCUCUUUUCUGCUAAAGCACCUCCCUUCUUUGCAGCCUCUCCUAGAGCAGACCUUUGUGCCAGACAGUCCCAAGAGUCCAGAUUUGCCUCUUAGGUGUUUUAUUUCUAAUCCGACUGUUUCUUAGUGAUGCGCUAGGCCAUUGGUCUCAUUUGCCUUUUGGGUGAGCCCCCCUCCAUAUGAGCACCAACUGACCCCAAUCUUCCCAAAGAGUCCACAGUAGGAACGCAGUGGGUGUGUUUGUUGGAUUGGUGUUACACAGGAUCUGUAACUCUGCAGUGAGAUUAUGGUUCGCUUCUUCAGUUUUGGAAUUCGGCCCUCAUUGUAGACCAAGCCUCAGAGGAUGGAUUAAUAAUUUUAUUAAAGCCAAGGCAAAGGGGAUCUACAACCAUAUGUAGCACAAGUAACGUAUGAACACUGGAGCUGCUUCCAACAGAGAGAGAGAUUCCCCAGGCCCAGAGGAGCCCUGCGACUGAGCACAGACUAGCUUGAGGUGAAAAAGUUUGGGAAUAAAAUUUAAGGUACCUCAAUUUAAAAUUUUUCCUUAAGUGAAAAAAAAGAAUAUUCUAGAAAGGCCAUGAGAUAACAUCUAUACAACCUGCGUCCUCUAGGAAGUCAGGUCUAUACCAGGUGAAAAAGCUAUUUUAAGUAGAUGUGGUGACUAGAAAGCUGCUCUGAGGCCCAUUUCACUAGAGGCACUAGGGACAGGGUCUGUCUUAACAAAAAACACUGGAUGAGCGGUCCUUCGCUUUGCAUCAUGAGCUGGGUGACUUUGGACAGGUCACUACAUCUCUCUGCUUCCCACAUUGUCAAGUGAAAUUACACUAGGAACUUAUCUACAGAAAUCUUAACAUUAAAAUCCGUUGUCCAAACAAACUUUCCAGAGCCCACAGGUCUUGAGGGUCCAGAGCCCCUACAAAUCGUCGUCUCUUUGUUCACGUACAUGGUGCUCCAGAGAGGGAUGCUGAGCACUCUGAAAAUCCCCGGGGAUGUGAAACUUGAGAGUCAGCCCAGCUCUAAACUCUCAAACUCAAAACAUUUUUUGCUUACUUUCACUGAUCACUCCCAGUUAUUAACUUUACUCACAUCCAAAAGAAAUGGUGGUCAGAUGUUUGAAGAUGGGGGGAUACAAUGAAGGUACCAAAACGGGAGUGGAGUGAGCUGGCAAGAAGGCAGGCAGCUUUGUUACGGCAAGAAACACAAUAAAAUAUAAACCAGGCAAAGGGUGGGGCCAGAAGAUGGGGACUAAGGCAGAUGGUUAAGACAACUGCUAAGGACAGGUGAAAGUCAUCCAAACAAAGACAAAAGGCACUUACAUUCCCCCCUCCCCCAAAAAAUGAGGGUGCAGAAUCAUGUCAUCAAUUGAGCAGGAAAGAGAGGCAAUUACACAGGGAGAAGCUUGACAAAGGAGAGAAGGAACGGGCACGCUAAGAAAUAACGUUGCUAGCUGCCCUUUACGCUGUGUCUGCAGGGAAGGCUGGGGAGACUUGGUGGGGAACGAGUGCAGAAAAAAAUGGCCUCCGCAGAGUAGGUAAAAGGAGGCUGUGCAGAUUUAUGGAUUUUAUUAAGCCAGUUUUCUGAAUCACUCCGCUAUAAAGGAAAAUAGCUUCUGCAGAGCUGUCUCCCUCCUUCAGGUGAGGAACAAAGGAUGGGUGGAGUUAGGAACAGACCCUGGUCUGCAAGAUCAUUGUGUGUCUGCAGCUCCGAAGCACCGCAGGUGCUUCUGGGUAGUGAACCGCACCAUCUCAUCCCGUUUAUAUCGCGGACGGGAAUCGAGAAUCAGUCCAUAUGAGGCUGCAGUGAGCCCACAUCUGUUACCCUUCCUAACAAUAAAUAAAUAACCGGAAAAGGGGAUGCCAGUCCAUCUAAAGCAAAAAAUUUCAAGCACGUGCUUUACGAUAAAACUGGACCCAGCGUCUUCCAGAGACGGCCGGCAGCAGUGAGACAGCCGCUCCCCUCCACCCUGAACGUUGAUGCUACAUAUUGCUGAGGGCAACAUAAUUUAUAGCACAAACCCCACGGCUUCCACUCAGGUUGAGUUUUCCUCUCAUCUUCUUGCCUUUUUAUUGGCUUCACUGCACGGUUGCCAAUAGCAACAUCCAUUGGUAGCAAAGGGAGUUCAACACCAUUGCAAUCUGCCAGGCAGUGGAGCCCUGACAAUGUCAACCAUCAAUCAAGUAGCUGGUUGUAAUUGCCUCCAUCUAUUUCUCCUGUCUCAAGGUAUCUUUCCUAUUGUGGGUCAAGAUUCAGAAACUGCUGACUAAUGCCCUGGGUCUGUUCCUCCAUGACUAUGGAGAAGUGGGAGAGACGUGGGAGCCCUCUUGAUGCCAAACCCUAGAGGUCAGAGGUUGGAAUUCUAGGACUUGAAGGUAUUUUUAAAGCCCUUGUACAAUGAUUUCUUUCCCAAUGAACAUGAGUUACGUGCGAUCCUCGUCUACCUUUCCAAAGCACAGAAUGAGGAAACUUCCCAAUCCUUAUUUUUUCCUGUUUCUUGCUGGAGAAAGCAUUUGAAAUGUGAGCCCCCUUCAAAGGGGGAAAAAAAAACUCAACAGACAAAAUUGUCUGCUUCCUCGGGUCUCUCGGCAUGAACAGCUGAGAUGACUACAUCCUACUUUUGUAUAAGAUGUAUUUUUUCAGAAGUUAUAUCUAUUCAUAUUAGUAAGUAUGUAGCUAAUAUCUGCACAAUCUAUAACACAGCUGGUGAUCCUGGUAGGUGAGGAAGCUUGGCAAACCACCAAGGGUACCUACAGGUACACAGGGUACACAGCAGAACAGGACUCCGUCCUAAAUGGCCGCCAAUGGGCCUACCAUCUUGGGACUCUGCAGCACUUCAGGUUUCUACCUGUUAAAUAAAAGCCCCAACUUUUAUUCAGUUUCUGCACCAAAGGACCAAGCUAUGCUUUGCUUUUGAAACUUCAUCCAGGUAAUUUUCUUCUUUCUGCUGCUCAAAUAAAAUAGAAGCAAACUGGAGAGAGUGGUCAUCUCCCUGAAGACAGAGUAAACGUUUGCAUACAGAGGGAGGAGACACAAAAACACCCUUCCUACAAAGUGUCUGAGCCGGCUUCUGAUGAACGUGAAUGAAACAGUCAUCAACACCUGCCUGUAAGUGUGUAUUCUCUUAUUUCAUAAACAACAGCUUUAGAUUAUCUCAUCAUUGAGUCCCAUAUGGGAAUCAUUAGUUUAGAAGUGAAUUUAUAAAGAUACCCAGCAAAAGUAAAAAUGGUACAUGUCUGGUUCUAAAACUUGAGGGCCUACAUGCUUCCAGAUACUUUAGGCUUGCAAAUAUCUUGGAUUUAAAAUGAUCUUAGCAUUUUUUAUUAGUGCGGUAACAAUAGUAUGUUUCUGGAAUUCAGUUGCCUUUUCUGUAUAUCAAAAUUUAGCAUACUUUAAUGACUUAAGUCAUUUAGACUGAUUUUACUCAAUUUACUUUGCAGUACCAUUAUUUUUAAGCCCAUUUCUCUUACUGACCCUUGUGAGUCACAGAAAGACCAAAAAAACUUCGGUGGUAACCUCCAGUAAUAAAAACAAUUCCUCUCAAGUGCAGCAGAAAUCUCAACCUGUUUGGAUAAAAUUCAAACAUAAAGAAAAAUGUGUUGCCGUAAGGGGAAGGACAAAAGAUUCAUUAAAGCAGCUGAAUGUACCCGAAUUUGGGACCCUGAAAGCUUUGCCAUGCCUCCCUUAGUGACUUCCUGCUCUGUUUCACAGUAACAGUCUGAAAUUGUUACUCCACCAUGUAGUGUCAAGAGCUCCCAAAUCCCAAAUGCACUAAGAACUUAAAGGUUAAGUCUGGCUACUAGAAGGCCAAGGUGUCACAUGCUUCCUAAGUCAGCAGUUCUCAACCUGUGGGUCACAACCCCAUUGGAGAUCAAACAUCAGGUAUCCUGUGUCGUAUCAGAUAUUUACAUUAUGAUUCUUAACAGAAGCAAAAUUACAGUAAUGAAAUAGCAAUGAAAAUAAUUUUGUGGUGGUGGGGGGUGUCACCACAACAUGAGGAACUGUAUUAAAGGGUCACAGCAUUAGGAAGGCUGAGAACCCUUGUCCUAAGUGAACAGUGAUAGAACAUGGAUGGCAGAAAUAAAACAAGGUGUGUCUGGAGAAUUCCAUGAAGGGCAUUAGGUUCGGCAGUGCCCAGUGUUGUGUUCAUGUGAUUUUAGGUUGUACAUACUUUGAUCUUGAAUGUCCUUGUGUGUUUGUGUAUCUCAGCAGCACUAAAGGCAAAUGUUCAUCUAUGUAUCAAUCUGGACCAACCAAUGUUAUUGAACGUGUACACGGGUGCAGAAAUGUUUGUUUAGCAAAUGAACUACCUGCUGUGAGGAAAAGGCGUCUUCUUUGAGGCUGUCAUUUGCCUGUGUUCGUUUCUGUGGAGAUGUGUGUUAGUGUGCUCAGUUUCCUUUGGCUUCAGUACAGAUUUAGAUUAAAUCAUAGAGAAAUUUUAAAGCAUAGCACAGUAUGGAGAGAGAAGUCCAGUUUACUGAGUCCCAUCCCCUUGGAGGGCUGUUGCUUUUGCCAUUUUAUUUUUAUUUAUAAUGAUCUCAAGAGAUUCCCCUACUGACUUGUUUCCUAAUGAUUGUUGUUUUACACAAAAGAAGGGAAAUACGUUUGUUGUCAGGGGGCUUGCGUGAAGCCCCUUUCUUUGCGUGGUUCCCAGGCUAAUGCUGUAUUGUAAGAACACUUGGUUAAAUGCUGCUUGGCCAUUUCAGAAGCAACUACCCAUGGCUUUGAAACAGGCUGCUUUAAGAAAAUGAAAACGUCUUGUUUUUAAUAAAGUGCUUCAUGUUUAACUAACA